Molecule: messenger RNA, 1323 nt
Organism: Octopus sinensis (East Asian common octopus)
Lineage: Eukaryota; Metazoa; Mollusca; Cephalopoda; Octopoda; Octopodidae
Exons: 6
Coding region: 169-1044 (291 amino acids)
Source: RefSeq, a predicted model, not a curated record
GGGGAGAGAGAGCGCCAGCUUAUUCAAACCAGCAGAAUGCGUUGCCUCGGGCACCUGAUAGAUAGGAGAGUGUAGUGGUAGAUCUGUCUAACGUACGGCAAUCGCACAGCUCAAUAUAUGAAGCUAUUUCUACGGGAAGCCUAACUUGUCUUUUACUGUGUUCUAACAAUGUCUGUGAAACCACCUUCACCGCAACAAGUGGUCAUAUACAAUGAAAUUCCUCCUCCCAAAGAACCCGUCGCUAGUGGGACCCUUCCUAAAGCCUCCGACGUCGUGGAAUCGUUGCGAAGUGCUUUCUCCAGCCUGAAAACGAAAUAUAUCUCCAAAGAUGGCAGAUCUGUUAAUUAUCAAAAACUUAAGACUUCAGCUGAGCUGAAGAAUUUAGAAAAAGAAGUGCAGAAACUUGUUCAUAUCAACUUGGAAGACUUAUCCAUUGAUGAUCAGAAAGCACUCUUUAUUAAUUUAUUCAAUAUUCUCACCAUUCAUGCAAUUGCAUUGCAACCAAGCCUCCCACAGUCUAUACGUAAUAUCAGCCAUUUUUGGGACAGAACCGCAUACAAAAUUGGAUCAGAAACCUACACAUUGAAUGAUAUUGAACAUGGAAUUCUGAGGGGCAACAAACCUCCACCAACCCACAUUGAGCUUCCAUUUGGUCCUAAAGAUGCUCGCUUAAAGUUUGUCAUGAAACCUGACCCCAGAAUACAUUUUGCUCUUGUUUGGGGUUGUAAAACAAGCCCACAAAUCAAUAUAUACCAGGGUAAGAACCUAGAAAGUUCCUUGGAAGAAGCAAUGAAAACAUUGUGUGAGCAAGAAGUUUGUAUGUUUACAGAAAUCAAUGAGAUAUGGCUACCAAGCUUAUUUAAAUGGUACCAGAAAGAUUUCGGUAAAUCGGACACCGAUGCUGUUAGAUCUGUCAUGCCGUACUUGUCAAAGGAAAAGAAGAACCGUGCAGAGCUUUUGUUGCUUGCUUUAGACAGAAUUGGUAAUGUGAACUUGAAGCUGACACCCUAUGAAUGGCAAUUAAACAACUCUGGAACUGUAUAACACACACACACACGUACGCAUGCAUGAACACCAACACAUCACAUAUAAAUAUGAACACAUCAUUGAUAUGCUUUCAGAAAUUCUGAGACACUCUCAGAAACACUGGUACUCUGACACUUUCUGACAUAUGCAUAUUCUUCAUGCAAGAAUGGAUUACAAUUAUUUAACAGAACAUCCUCAAAAACCUGUUCGUUUAUAGCUUUAUAUAUUUUUGUAAUUUCAAUACUUACUAGUCUUCAACUUGAACCAGCUAAUCAGCUAAUGUCUGCUUCAAAGCAU